AUGAAACAUUUUCUAGUUUCUCUGUGUCUACUGGAAUCUCUUCUUCAUGCCUUGACUCAAUGCAUUGUCCCAGGCUCAGAGUUCCACCUGGAAGGAGAUUAUUUGAUAGGUGGACUUUUUAAUGUUCAUCAAGUCAGUAGUCCUAUUUAUCACUACAGACCAGAAGCCAUCGACUGCUCCAGUCAACCAUUCAUUCUGUCAAAUUACCGAAAAUUUCAGUUGAUGAGAUUCACUGUGGAGGAAAUCAAUAACUCUACCAAACUUCUGCCAAAUGUAUCUCUAGGCUAUGAGAUAUUUGACCACUGCUCAGAAACACAGAAUUUUCCAGGUAUUUUAAACCUCAUCUCAAUCAACAGCUUGAUCCAACACUCACCCAAGAAUCUGUCCAAAGUUAUAUCAGUGGUCGGCCCUUUCACAAGCCCUGAAUCCAUGACUAUAGCCCCACUCCUCAUGGUGGAUCUCAUUCCUAUGGUCAGUUAUGGAGCUGGUGUCUCUGCCCUUUCAGAAAAAGUGAAAUUUCCCUCUUUCCUGCGGACAGCACUUCCCAAUAAAGACAUUAUAGAAGUAGUUGUUAAAAUUCUGCAACACUUCAAAUGGCACUGGGUUGCAUUCCUUCAUAUUGAUAAUGAUUACGGCAAUGAUGCCUUGGAAUUGUUCAUGAAGAGGAUUACGGAUACUGAGGUCUGUCUUGCAUACACCACAGGCCUCAACGAUGAUACAAAUUAUGCCCUGACUUUUAAACAGAUAGAAGCACAGAGGGCACAUGUCAUAAUUGUUUUUGCUCCUGAAUGGUCUGCCGAAGCUCUCAUUGAGUCAGCAAUAGAACUUAAUGUCACAAACAAGGUGUGGAUAGCAGAUGAUGCGUGGUCAUUAAACAAGAAGCUCCCAAAAAAUAAAGGAAUCAAAAACAUCGGAACUGUACUUGGGGUUGCUGAGCCAAUAAUGACAAUACCUGGAUUCAGGGAUUUUAUGUUUUCUUCUAAAAACCAGACUCAGUGUGAAAAUGCAGAACAAGAGAGGUUUUGUAAUCAGAUUUGUGACUGCAGCAGCCUGAAUCCAGAAGAUGUAAUUGCUGCAGACCCAUCUUUCUCUUUUUCUGUUUAUUCUGCUGUGUAUGCCAUCGCUCAUGCCUUACACAAUGUCUUGCAAUGUGGAGCUGGAAGAUGUAAUGGCAAUAUUACAGUCUACCCAUACAUGGUCCUAGCAGAGCUGAAGAAGUCAAACUUUCCACUUUUACAUGAGAAUAUUCAGUUUGAUAAGAAUGGUGACCCCAAAUUUGGAUUCCAUCCUAUAAUUUUUUGGAACCACAGUGGUGAUGCAGAGGAGAUUGGCUUCACUAAAUUUUACCCAUCCUUUGAUUUCUUCAUCAACACCAGCAAAAUUCAAUGGUUCACAAAGGGAGCAGUGCCCACUUCACUAUGUUCCCCAGAUUGUCGUGUGGGAUAUGCAAAAACGCAAAAUGGAAUCCACAAAUGUUGCUUCACUUGUGAAAUAUGUCCAAAGGGAACUUACAUCAACAGUACAGAAGAUGCCUACAAUUGCAUCAAAUGUAAGGAGACAGAGUGGUCCACACCAGGAAGUACUUCAUGUCAUCUGCGGGUGGUGGAGUAUGUCCCAUUCACAGACCGAGGGGCUAUACUGAUUAUGAUUGGGGUCUGCAUCCUGGUGGGCCUCGCACUAGCCACGUCUGUUCUCUUUGCCAUCAACUACAACACACCUGUGGUCAGAUCUGCCGGGGGACCAAUGUGCUUCCUUAUUUUAGGCUGCAUCAGUCUGUGUAAUGUUAGUGUAUUCUUUUUCUUUGGUAAGCCAACCAUUCCCUUUUGUAUCCUAAGGUUCCUACCAUUUUUUUUGUUCUAUGCUGUCUGUCUCGCAUGUUUUGUAGUGCGUUCUUUUCAAAUUGUUUGCAUUUUCAAAAUGGCUGCCAAGUUCCCCAAGCUCCACAGCUGGUGGAUGAAAUAUCAUGGACAAUGGCUGGUCAUCACAGUGGCAUUUGUUUCUCAGGCACUCUUUAUUUUUAUUGGGUUUUCUCAAGAAAUCCCCAAGCCCUACAAUGACACAUUUUGGUAUCCAGACAAAAUCAUACUUGGCUGUGACACCAAUCUCUCGGCAUUCUCUGGUUCUGUGAUUUUACUUGCAUUUUUGUCUGCCCUUUGUUUCAUCUUCUCCUACAUGGGAAAAGACCUCCCAAAAAAUUACAAUGAGGCCAAAGCGAUAACCUUCUGUCUGCUUCUGCUGAUCCUCACUUGGAUCAUCUAUGCCACUGCAGCUAUACUUUACCAUGGACCGUACAUCCAUACUGUUAACGCGUUUGCAGUACUCUCCAGUCUUUACUCCUUUAUGUUGUGGUAUUUCCUCCCAAAAUGUUACAUCAUCAUUUUUCAACCCCAAAGAAACACACAGCAGUACUUCCAAGGUCUCAUUCAGAAUUACACCAAAACAAUUAGCCAGUAG
Molecule: messenger RNA, 2454 nt
Organism: Scomber japonicus (chub mackerel)
Lineage: Eukaryota; Metazoa; Chordata; Actinopteri; Scombriformes; Scombridae
Product: taste receptor type 1 member 1-like
Exons: 6
Coding region: 1-2454 (817 amino acids)
Biological process (GO): G protein-coupled receptor signaling pathway
Cellular component (GO): membrane
Molecular function (GO): G protein-coupled receptor activity
Source: RefSeq, a predicted model, not a curated record